CCUCCUCCUCCUCCUCCUCCUCCUCCUCCUCCUCCUCCUCCUCCCUCCUCCUCUCUACCAAAGCCAACACCCACCACUGACGCCGCCUACAUCGCCUCCCGCGCAAACCCGCCCGCGCCGAUCCCCCGCGAAAACAGACUCCGAAUGACGCCCGACCGCGACGAAAUCGUCGAGGAAGGCGUAGACGCGGUAACUGACCGGGUUGUUCCCAAAUGGCCGCUGUCGCGCGAGUCGUAUCCGACGCUGCAGCUGCAUCUGAUUCGCACGCCGCGGGUGUCGAAGAAGUUGUCGUUCAGGGAGCUAAUGACGCUGCUGGAGCGGUCGCCGGAGCCGGAGGUGCUGCUGUAUCAGGCGGAGCCUCAUCGGUUGUAUUUCGUCGCGCUGUAUUCGCUUGCUUUUGUCUUUGCGGUUUAUGGGUUGAUUUUUGUGGAGUGGGCUAUGGAGGAGAGCAUUAGCAUCUUCAUCAACAACUACGACGACCUCCCCCCCGUCCACAACGCGGUCUGGCUCGGCCUCCGCUCGCUCGUCAGUCUCGCAAUCUUCGCCCUCCCCGCCGUCACCGCCGUCAUCUUCUUCAUGUUCCCGACCCGCCUGGUCCGCAGAAUGUACUACUACCCCGCGACCAAAGACCUCGAAGCCCACGUCCGGUUCGUCGUGCACCCGCUCCUUCCCCGCCGGCCGUCGCCGGUCAUCACGCUCCCGCUAUCGGAAAUCGACCGCGGUCGUAACGCAGGAAGGACGAAGGUCUGGACUGGAGAUGGUCUCUACGGCACCGCGAGUCGGUCGCAGUUUAUGGUCUUCUUGUUUGAGAAGGGAAAACGGAUUCCCUGGAUCGUCGACCGCCAGGGCUGGUUCUGGGGCGACGGUCGCGUGUGGGACGUGCUGUUUGGUAAGGAGAGUGUCGAGGAAGCAGAGAAGGGGCUCAGCGGCGACGAUAUUAUUCUGAUGGAGCGACGACGACGCAGGUUUGAGAAGGAGCAGCGCAAGAAGUUGAUUGCGGAGGGGAAGCCGUUGCCGGAGGAGUUGCUGGAGGGGGAUAAGAAGGAGGAGGAGUUCACGACGCCGAAGACCAUUAGGUUGCUGAAGGGCUACAAGAAGGUCAUUGUCGAUGCUUCUGGGGGUAAAAGUAAGAGUAAGAAGUAGGAUGUAAAUAGUGUAUAUAGUCUCAAUAAAGUCAUAAAAGUA
This is a messenger RNA of Myxozyma melibiosi, 1185 nucleotides long. RefSeq lists its product as uncharacterized. The coding region runs from base 145 to 1143 and encodes 332 amino acids. The transcript has 2 exons. Lineage: Eukaryota; Fungi; Ascomycota; Lipomycetes; Lipomycetales; Lipomycetaceae. The record is from RefSeq and is a predicted model, not a curated record.